CAUGAAAAACAAUGAGGGGAGACACAAAAGGUGGAACACAGUAUUCUAUUAUUUGUCCGACACUAUAAUUCAUCUAGAUCAAAUCACUAUAGUUCUGACAGAUCUAUUCCCCCAGAAGUUUUCAUAAAUUCAUAAAAUGAUCGAGAAUAAUAUGGACAGACCCUCGAAACACCAGAAACAAGUCAUACAAGCCUCUUCUGGAACUGUACUUGAGACUGUAUGGGAGUGGAACCGUUUGAAACGAGAGAACGCGGCACUCCGCACCAAAUUGGCUGAAACUGAAGCAGCUGGACAGCUUUUCAAGGAAACGAAGUUGUCGCUGCAGAAGCAGAUGCGGGUGGACAAGCAAAUGAUUAAGCAAUUAGAAGAGGAGCGGGAAAUAAUCAUUGGCAAUGCUCGUGCAGCACGUGAUUCUCAAUUGGCUGCAGAAGCAAAGUCUUCCAAACUGGAGCAAGUAAUCAGUGCCAUCAGAGGAUUAGUUAACAUCGAUUCAGCCCCUGAGGUAGUUUUAACUGCAUCAAUUACCGAAGAGGAUGUCACGGAGACUCAGAAGGAGUUGAUAAUUGCGAAGGAAAAAAUUAUCGAGUUGGAGGAAAAGUUGUCGAAAUGUCAGAGACAAUUUGAGAUUCAGAAUGCAAAGCUCAAAGAGGCAAAACAACUGCAGGAGUGGUCCAACUUUGCAGAGACAAAGGGACUGGAGCGUGUGAAAAAACUUGAAGAGCAACUUCACGAUACUGAAAAGGGAGAACGACUGCUUGCAGAUAGAAUAGCUGAUAUGCGGAAGGAAUUGCUCGAGUGGCAGAAAUAUGAGGAACAGAUGAAGAUGACCCAAGAGACGACAAUAGGGUCACUAAAAGAACAAAAUCUGACGACCGAAGAGUCUCAUCCCCCAUCUGAUAAAGAUUAUGCUCCACCAAAAGUUAAUCAAUGUGACAUUGACAAUUCUCAAUCGGAAAAAAGUGAAGAAACGCUGUCUCCUUCAGAUAAUGAAUCUGACAAUGAGGAGCCACCAUUCUCCAGGUACACAGAGCAACCACAACCGCAUUUCAAAAUCAGGGGAGGAAACGGAACAUACUUUCCCUUGGCGUCAAGCUCAACUUUUCAUGAACCUGCGUGGAGGGGGGAUUACACUUGUGAAGAAGACGACAGCUGGCUCUGUAAUAGGUGUUCCUAUGUUGGUGCGACUCAAUCGCGAGUUGAAGAUCAUGUAUUUGUCGAACAUUACGAGGGCGUGUUUGUGUGUCUCCAUUGCCCAAGAAUUUUCAACUGGAGACACAAUUUUUUUCAUCAUAUAAGUAGGCAACAUCCCUCUACGUCAUCGAUUACAAGAGUGAAGGGAUGAAACGAUUUAGCUUUUUGUCGAGUUUUUGAAGAAUGGGAAGGAAUGGAUCGCAAUUUAGGAGGUGAUAUUCGUGCCAUGUUUUGCAGGAAAACCCCUUGCGUUCGAAAUUUAUUAGCCUGUAAAACUUGACACUCUAGUUAGUUUGCAACGAAGCUAUCUGAAAGUCCCCGAGAAUUUUGAAACUCUUGGGUUUUUCCUCAAAUUUUUCCUGCAUUUUGUUUUAUUCUUCAUUACGAAAUCCAAGAAACAAAGAAAAAAUUCACCGCAGAGUUACGUAAUUUCCAAGAAAACUGGACAAAAAGCAAAUCAAAUUUCUAGUAGAAUUAGGGUGAACAGGCCAAUUGCUGGACGGUUAAGGGAAAUUCAAGUUUCGUGGCA
Messenger RNA from Diachasma alloeum, 1720 nucleotides. Its product is annotated as golgin subfamily A member 6-like protein 1. The record is from RefSeq and is a predicted model, not a curated record. The transcript has 2 exons. The coding region runs from base 137 to 1342 and encodes 401 amino acids. NCBI's taxonomy places the organism in Eukaryota, Metazoa, Arthropoda, Insecta, Hymenoptera, Braconidae.